Molecule: messenger RNA, 5666 nt
Organism: Diorhabda carinulata
Lineage: Eukaryota; Metazoa; Arthropoda; Insecta; Coleoptera; Chrysomelidae
Exons: 9
Coding region: 257-2623 (788 amino acids)
Cellular component (GO): membrane
Source: RefSeq, a predicted model, not a curated record
UUUAAUGAAAUGCAGACGGUUUCUCAUUUGAGUAUUAAGUAUCCUAGUAAUAUAAAAAAUCGUGAUAUUAUAUCCCAAAUCAAACAUCCCUAAUACCAUAAAAGUACAAUACAAAACGUAUCUUGUAUGUUCUUAACAAACAAAAAUUAAACCUGCUCACUUGAUACAUAAGAAACGGUAGCAGUGAUAAAUUUGUGUGACACAGUGAUUGACACAUCCAACUAUUAGAGGUCCUUAUUAACAGAGGAUUCGUGAGAUGGGGGAAGACACCGCGACCUCCGUAGAAGUUAAUACCGAAUACCCAAAGCGGAGUUUCUUUAAGAUCAAUAAAAACUUAAUUCUUCUAAAGAGUACACUUUUCUUUCUACAUGGAGCCCAAUCAUCGCUCGUUCCGUACCUUACAAUACACAUGCAAAGCAUUGGUUUGAGCAUGGAACAAAUUGGUAUUAUUUAUCUAUGUCUACCAUUCACGACGUUUAUCGCUCCACCAGCUACUGGUUACUUAGUUGACAAGUUCGGUAAAUACAAACAAAUUGUAAUCGGUUGUUUCAUUUUAACAGCUCUGUUACAUCACUCUUUGUUAUUUAUGCCUCAAAAAGAAACACCAGGUACCGUACCAGAUGGCUAUAUAAUCAGGCAUCCAAAGAAAAUGUAUAUUGAGGUUUGGUGGAGUCCAUGUCCCAGCAGGGAAUGUCCAGAUGAUGAAGAACUAGAUAUUGUCCUUGAUUAUUGUGUCGAUCACUGCUUAUUAAGAGACGCGAAGCUUGCGAAAACUUUGAAACAGUUGAAAAUUAGUGAGAAUAGCCCCAUCAAUAAUCUUCAAAAACCUCCAUCUGAAAGUGCUGAUCCAGGAGAUACAGACGACUUGAGUUUUCGUAUUAAAAAGAAGAAAACAAAUGAUACGGCAACAUCAUUCACCUUAGAUAUGCAUCCGAAUCUUGGAGAUCCAGUAGAAACGUUCGGUAUCGAAAUCGAAGACGAAAGUGACGAAGAUGUAACUGAUUUCAAAAAGAGAUUUCGGGCGGGUAUGCUGAAAAGAAAUGGAGUAGAUAUGGAAGAACUAGAAACGUUAGAUUUGCGGUGUGGAGGAAUUGUGGGAGAUGCGAAUUCUACUACGAGAGAGUUACUUUCUAACUAUACCGCCGACUGCAUUCUACAAAAGUGUCAAUUCAGAUCAGGUGGUCCUAACGUUUGUCCUCCAGACUACAUACCAGCAGACCAAAUGAUUUUCUGGAUAUAUGGAGGUUUGAGAUUCUUAGCAACCACAAUGCAACUUGCAGCUACAUCUGCUAUGGACCCAGUGGCUUUAUCUAUGAUAGAAAAGCAUGGUGGCGAUUUUGGAAAAGAACGAUUAUUCUCAUGUUUCGGUAUGGCUAUCUUUGCACCCAUAACAGGAGCCCUUAUUGAUUGGAAUACUCAGAGACUCGGUCAUACCGAUUAUUCUCUAGCUUUUUAUUGUUUUGAUCUCCUAUUAAUAUUAGCAUCUAUCUCUUUAUUAUUUAUGCCGUUGGAUACGAAAUUACCUGCAGAUGAUAUGUUGAGUGAUUUGAAAAAGAUAUUCAGAAUGCCAGCUCUGAUGAUAUUCGUUUUUUUCUUAUUCAUUCUAGGCAACUUAUGGGGUUUCAUAGAAAGUUACCUAUUUUUCUAUUUGAAAGACCUGGGAGCUCCUAACUAUCUAUUGGGUGUAACAGUCACUGUCGGAACUAUAAGUAGCGUUCCCUUCCUUUAUGGAUCUGAUAAAAUAACAGGAACCAUUGGACAUGUCCGCGUCAUAGUUUUAGCGUUUUUCGCAUAUUCUAUUCGAUUGGUAGGAUAUUCAUUAAUUGAGAGUCCUUGGUGGUGUUUUCCAUUUGAAGCAUUAGAAUCAAUUGCAGUACAUUUAAUGUGGGUUGCUGCAGCAACGUACUGCGCAAUCCUAGCACCUAGAGGACUUCUAGCAACAUUAUUAGGUGUAUGCUCUGUUGCUCACUACAGUGUCGGAAGAGGUAGCGGAAGCUUUACUGGUGGUCACCUGAUAGGUAAAUUUGGUAUAACGUCAUCAUUCAGAAUCAUGGGAAUGCUUGCGGUUACUUCUGGUUUAGCGUAUGCCUUCUUACAUUAUACCUGGUUGAAAAAUGCUGAAUUGCUUCAAGAAGACGAAGAAGAAGCGGAACAACUGAGAAAUGGUCAACCAAAAUAUAAAGAUCAGAGCACAUCUAUGAGUAUGGAAAGAUUGAGUAUAAUGAUCGAACAUAGUCAAAUAGGUUCAAUAACUUCGCUUGGCCGACAUUCUAGAAGUGGAAUAAUCAGAAGAGGAAGUUUAUCGAAAAGACAAUCGAUUCCUAAUGCCAGAGCUGAACUUCUCAAAUCAGCCAAUGAAAUAAAUCAGAUGAAUCAGGGUAGAAUGAGACACAAUACGGAACGGGACGACUCCAAUAGCAGAAUAUAUCCAUCUUUAAGUAUACAAGGUGUAAACGGUAGUAUAUUAAAUGAAAAAGAUGAAAUUGUAUACGAUGAAUUGAAAAAAAAGGUUAAAAAUAAUGAGCAGAAGGAUGAGAAAAUCUAUGAUGAAAUUAAAAAGAAGACGGAAAGUAAUAAAGAUGUAACAGACGAAGAUUAUAGAAAUAAAUCCGGAAAAUUAUGAUAUCAAGCCAUAUUAUUCAAUUUAUAACUACUAUAAUACAUUUAAUUUAAAUGUUUUUAAAACUGUGAAAUUCACAAAUUGAUACUGACGCUAAAAAACCUUCCAUACAUAAUUUUCCCUUUAUGUACAAGUUGUUCCAAUGUGUUGAUAUAAUGAUAACUGGUCACAUAUUUAUAAUUAUCCCUAAAGAUGUUUUUUCAUGUAUUGCUUUAUGGGAAGCUAAUAAAUGGAUAGAGAUAAGCUUUUGAAAAUUGUGGCCUGUGGCCUUUUUAUUCUUAGAGAUCUUCGAAACGAAUAAUUAUGAUGAAACUUGAUGACUAUAUGAGUGACACUUUCUCAAAAAAGUUAUAGCAUUAACAAAAUUGUGAAAUACUUCUACCCAAUCUAAAAACAGACCAAAAAAUCAACAUUGUUGAGAAGAAAAAGUGUGAGAAUCUCGAAAAAAUUAAUUAACACUCUUUUGAGAACAUUAAAUAAAAAUUUUUGUGCUCUUGAGAAACUAAUUCAGCCUGCUAAACGUACUCAAUUGAAACAUGAAUAAUUCCCUCACUAGUGAGUCAGCAAUAAAAUUUCUGGUAUAUUUCAGUUUACUGGCUUGAUAUAAUAAUAUUUUAAUAUUACAAGAAGUCUAGAAAAUAACCGUCAAACUUUCAUUUCAAUGAAUUUACAAUAUACGAAAGAGAAACUUCUAACGAUUAUUUUAGUUAACUUUUGAGUAAAAGGAACUGUUUAAAGUUAAAUAGAAAACUUAUUGAUAAAAUCCAUUUAGUUGAAACUACUCAGAUUUAGAAAGUGCUCAUGUUCUUCAGAAACAAUAUUAUUUUUAGUAUAAGUAUUAUAGUUUGCUAGUCAGAAAAACGAAUUGAUAUUUUUCUCUAGUUUUUUGUUUAGAUAAAUUUCCAUAAACUGGUUGUUAUAGCUUAUUUCAGCAUUUUCACUCUUUUUAUGUUAUCAAUGUUUUUCUGACUUGAAUUAUAAAAAAGGCAUUUUUUCACGAAAGUUCCAUCUUUAUCGAUGAUAUAAUCAGAUUUGUUUAUAGAAUUUGUCUGUUGUCGUUUUUAUUUUUAAAGAGAAUAAAAUGUAAAAUUAAAUCAUGUUGAAGAUCAACAUUCCCCAGCGUCCAACACUCUACAAAAAUUUGUUUUUCUUUAGAUAUCUUUCCACCACAGUUCAAUUAACAUCGAUGUUUGAUUCAGCUGUAUGGCGGUCCAUCGCAAUUCACUUUCUCAUGGAUUUUAGCCAUCGUACCGCUCAUUCUUUGGAUUAUUCUACUUUAAAAGAGCCGCUUGGCCACCCAAAGCGUAUAAUAUAUAAUUGCUUGAAUUAUGGUCUCAAUAUUAAAUUUCAUCAUGAACAAAUAUCUUCCGAAAAAUUUGAAGGAUAUAAUUCGACAUUGAUUUUUAUUCAGAAAAUAAUAGAAAUUAAACUGUUAUUAUUGUAAACUAUCAUUUUAGAAGAGAUGCCGUCUUUAGUCAAUCCUUAUUUGUGACUGAUUAAACUGAGGCAAAAAAUAAUGAGACCGUUCUUCGAAAUCUUCUCAGACGGUGUUCAAUUGGUCUUCCCUUCCUCUAAGAGACUUACUGCAAGGAUUAGCAAAACGUUGGUUGGAAUAGAAGCUCCGGCAUUUUGCUCAUUUCCACAGAUAAUUCUCAAAUUUGAGGUAUACUAGUAUUACCCUCAAUUUCAAUAUUUUUUUAUUCUAUAUUUUUUAAUCUUGAGUGGUACAUAUUGUUGAAAAAUGCGACAUCCUCUGAAUGGUACGGAUAAUUCGUCUAUGCGAAAUUUGUUUCCUGGUGUAAAAACUUGCUAAUAAUUUUUCACAAGUUCAUCAACAAAUAGUUGGAAUUUAUAAACUUGGUUGGCCCGUUGUAAAUGGAAUGCCAAAAUUGUAACAAUAAUUAGAAUCUGUAACGGCUCAUGUUAUUUCUAAGAAUUCAAUCACUACUUGUCUGAGUCCAUUUAUGGAUUCGUCAAUUUUCUGAUAUAUCCUCUGCGGCCAUAAUAAUCUGGAAUACAAUUUCGUUUGAGAAAUCAAGUUUUGCCGUUUUAAGAAUGAUCUGAAAUGUUGAAGUGGGGUCGCAUUUAUCAAUCACGCAGUGAAUUCCGGAUGAAUUUCUUCUGACGCUUGACCAAAAUCUGUAUGGUUCCCUUGCCGAAUGAUCCACUCCCGAUUUGCAUCAAUUAUAAGGAUUUUCGAUGAUACUGAAUCUGAAUCAUUAUCAUCUCUUUGGAACUAAAUUUAACUUUGUUUUUCUUUGUUUCAGUCUCAUAUUAUGUAUUAUUUUAAUUUUUCCAAAAUAACUCUUUUUGAGUAUAUUAUCUCGUUAGCAGUUAUAGAAUGAGAAUCAUCAGGUGAACUUGUAGGAGGACCAAUAGCUACAAAACAAUUUGUUAAAUUAUAUUUUUGAGUUCAUCAUUGCUCAAUUUCCAGUGAUAUUUUCACAAUAAAUAUCUUCAACAGCAUUAUACCCAUAAUAUUCCGUAAGAUUCUUAAAAAAACGUCCCUCAGUUUUAUCAGUAAGGGAUUACUUCAGUCCAAUAUUUUCAUAGAACAUCACCUAAAAAACAGUUAUUACCAUAAGGUUACCUUCAAUAUUCUUCAUUGUCUCAAUACAUUUCACACAAAAAAAAGUUUCACCUGGAUCAAAUGUUAUUUCUAUGAACGAGAAACCUAGAUACUAAUUUACAUGUUAUAUUUACACCAGUUGUAGGUGUUUGCUUCAAAAGUUUAAAUUUAUAUGGUUAAAAUUUGUAGAUCAACAUCAUGUUUUGUGUUAUUUACAAUGUGCGCAAAAAAUGUUGCCUAGAAUAAGAGUUAUUUAUCGAGCUUUCUUUUUCAUUGAAGUCGUGGGGACAUUAUCACUGUCAUGGGAAAAUAUUCAGUUAAUCGUCUCAACAUAUGUUAGAGAGCUUAUCCCAAUAAAGGAGAACAGCAAUUUAUACUUUAAGCUGCAACCACAAACUUACGUUAUAUGAAGCUUUUCAUAUUUCAGAGAAUUUAGGAAGUUUUACUUUGUCGAUGUGAAACAACAUAUACAAGAAA